Molecule: messenger RNA, 1324 nt
Organism: Protopterus annectens (West African lungfish)
Lineage: Eukaryota; Metazoa; Chordata; Ceratodontiformes; Protopteridae
Product: carbonic anhydrase 1-like
Exons: 7
Coding region: 108-893 (261 amino acids)
Cellular component (GO): cytoplasm
Molecular function (GO): zinc ion binding; carbonate dehydratase activity
Source: RefSeq, a predicted model, not a curated record
UAUAAAUAUCUGAAUGAAAUUUAGCAGGUUACUAAGUGCAGAUCAAACAGCCUUCUGACUUCUACCUAUCUUUACAUCUAGGAAAACAGCAGCAAGCAACUUUCAGCAUGGCUGGCCAGGAGUGGGGAUACUCUAAAGAAAACGGUCCUGAAAAGUGGCAUCUCCUCUUCCCCAAUGCUAAAGGCUCUCAUCAGUCACCAAUCAACAUCUCUACUGCUGAUGCCCAGAAAGAUCCAGCUUUAAAAAACUUGAAAAUGUCCUAUGAUCCAGCCAAGGCACGAGCUGUUUUCAACAAUGGCAACUCAUUCAAUGUGGAAUAUGAUGACAGCGAUGACAGUUCAGGUCUGGAAGGUGGACCACUCAGUGGACAUUAUAGACUGAAUCACUUUCAUUUCCAUUGGGGAGCAAGUGAUGACCAUGGAUCUGAGCACACUGUUGACGGAGCUGUGUAUGCAGCAGAGCUUCACUUAGUUCACUGGAAUGCGAAUAAAUAUAAGAGUUUUCAAGAGGCUUUUCAACAUCCUGAUGGACUGGCUGUUAUUGGAGUUUUUCUGAAGAUAGGAAAUUCCAACCCUGUAUUGAAGAAUGUCAUUGAUGUGCUGGGAGACAUUAACGGGAAGGGUAAGAGAUCUGCUUUUGCCAAUUUUGACCCCUCAGCUCUCCUUCCUUCUAAUCUGGAUUACUGGACAUAUCCUGGAUCAUUGACUACGCCUCCUCUUUAUGAAAGUGUCACCUGGAUUGUCAUGAAAACACCAGUUACAGUGAGCUCUCAGCAGUUGGCUAAAUUCCGAAGUGUCGUCGGCUCAGCUCCAGGUGAAAAGCCUUGCAACAUGACGCACAAUACCCGUCCUACACAACCCCUGAAGAACAGGGUGGUGAAAGCUUCCCUCUAAUAAGCACAAUGUUCAGCUUUCAUUGGCAAUACCUUUAUAGUUUAUGACAAAGCUGUCCUAGAAAGUUUGCAUUAAAUAGAACUAUUUACCGUGUAUUUAAAAGUAUGAGUACUAAAAAUCUUACAACCCAUGUAGGUUGCAAACAGAUAUUAAAAUCCUGAAGAAGUGUAUAUUGGUGUUAAAGCAUCUAAGUCAGAAUUUAUUUUUUACCUUAUUUUGUAUCUUGCUUUUUAAUGGAAUAUAUUUAUAUUUAAAAUGCAAAAUAUAUUUCUUUCUUGUUUAAAAAUAUUACAGUUAAAGAAUACAUAUGCUUCAACUAGGUGAAUAUCUAAAGGUAAAGUUUACUCAUUAGCCUGCUAAUGGCAUUGGUUCAUAUGAUUUUGCAUUGCUUAUUGAUUAAAACAAAGUAAUAAAUUUUUUUAUGAAUAUGA